AGGUGGACGACGAGCAGUCGCUGAUGAGCGCGGUGGCACAGCAACCGGUCUCCGUGGCCAUCGAGGCGGACCAGAUGGCCUUCCAGAUGUACAAGAGCGGGGUCUUGACGAAGACCUGCGGCACCAAGCUGGACCACGGCGUGCUGGUGGUGGGCUACGGCACUGAGGAUGGCACGGACUACUGGCUGGUGAAGAACAGCUGGGGCGCCAGCUGGGGCGAGCAGGGCUUCGUGAAGCUGCAGCGGGGGAAGCCGGGCCCCGGGGAGUGCGGCAUCAAGUCCCAGGCCUCCUACCCGGUGGUCUCCGGCUCCCCGUCCCCGCCGUCUCCUCCGGCCCCGCCGGCCCCGCCGGCCCCGCCGGCCCCGCCGGCCCCGCCGGCCCCGCCCACUCCUUCCACAAGCCACUACGAGAAGCCCCCCUGCCAGAGCGACGAGACUCAGGCAGAGGUGGAGGGCGCCGGAGGCAGCGUUUGCGCUCCCAAGUGCACCUCCCAGGCCUGCCCCACGGAUGUGCCCAGCGGCACCACAGCCAAGCCCAUGUGCAUCCUGCAGGACUCCAGCAGCGGGGACAAGUACUGCGCCCUCGCGUGCAUCCUCGGGGGCUGCCCCAGCGGCUCCAAAUGUGUGCACCUGUCCAGCCUGCUGGGGGUCUGCAUCUACCCAGACUCGGAACCUGGGCACAAGAGCCCGGAAGAUGCUUCUCUGAAGCUCGCUGCCGUCGACAACUCUGAGGUUAACAUUUGAGCCAGCCGGCAAUUCCUGACAGGAGCAGUUGCCCCCCCUUUGCUGGGGGACUCUGCGACACCUUGGAAGCUGCACAGAUCUUCCACUGC
Molecule: messenger RNA, 832 nt
Organism: Effrenium voratum
Lineage: Eukaryota; Dinophyceae; Suessiales; Symbiodiniaceae
Source: the annotation of a GenBank genome assembly